Molecule: messenger RNA, 3940 nt
Organism: Ixodes scapularis (black-legged tick)
Lineage: Eukaryota; Metazoa; Arthropoda; Arachnida; Ixodida; Ixodidae
Product: katanin p60 ATPase-containing subunit A-like 2
Exons: 16
Coding region: 103-1641 (512 amino acids)
Molecular function (GO): protein binding; ATP binding; ATP hydrolysis activity
Source: RefSeq, a predicted model, not a curated record
UGACAGCCGACGGCACGAUGCAGUUCCGAAGUUCAAAGAUGCGUUUAUCGUCUUUUAACUGAAUUACCACUCGCUUCGGUACCACCUUUACGGCGAAGAAAGAUGGCCGAAUCGAAAACCACAAGAUCGUUUAUUGCUGGUCAUCUUACCGACACUGAGGAGCAAAAAUCAACGGUCAGAAAGCGGAACCUUCUUGUGCUAAUUCUUCACUAUCUCAAGCACCAUGGACUCUUGGAGACGGUGGAGGCCCUCAAGACGGAGUCAAACAUGAAGUUGGACCAGUAUGUGCUCUGCGACAACAUUGACUUGGAGCUGAUACUCCAAGAGUAUGAGACAUUCCAGUUUGUCAAGUUCAGAAAGCAGCCGAACAUUAUCCGGAGACCCGACGGAGAUGGUCUGGAUACGAUGGUAAACCACACAAAGACAACCAAAGCAAGGAUUGCGCAAGCCCACUCGACUCAGACGGCGAGCAAUGGUGGGGGCUCGUUUGUCAGCGCAUUUCGGAUACGCUCGCUGCACCGGAACACCGACGAAGACAAAUCCAAAGCCGAAUCUGCUCCUACAAAACUCAAGCACUCAACGGAGAGCUCAUUUCACCCAGAGCACAUCACUAUUGACCGACGCCUUGGCAUUCAGAUCUGCACACCAGGAAUGCCCCAGCUAAAGUUUCCACCAGCUGCUGGAACUAGCUUGGGGGCUGACUGGGGAAACCUUGUUGACAUUAUUUCCAAGGAUGUGUAUGUGGACAGCCCCAAUGUUCACUGGAGUGACAUUGUGGGUCUUGAUUCGGCCAAGCGGCUUAUCAAGGAGGCCCUUAUUUAUCCCAUGAAGUAUCCUGACAUCUUUUCUGGAAUCAUGGGCCCCUGGAAGGGGCUUCUGCUCUUCGGACCACCAGGAACGGGAAAAACGAUGCUGGCCAAGGCAGUUGCCACCGAAUGCAAGACGACCUUCUUCAACAUCACUGCGUCCACGCUGGUCAGCAAAUGGAGGGGGGAGUCGGAGAAGCUAGUUCGGGUUCUCUUCGAAAUGGCCCGCCACAACUCACCAUCAACCAUUUUUCUGGACGAGCUCGAUGCACUCGUUGGCGCCAGGGGAACAUUAGUGAGCAGCGAAAAUGAGGCAAGUCGGCGCAUGAAGAGCGAGCUCCUCAUCCAGAUGGAUGGACUGAUCAACUCCAAGGACCACGUGUUCGUGCUCGCCACUUCCAACUCUCCGUGGGACCUCGACCAUGCCGUGCUGCGGAGGUUGGAGAAGCGGAUUCUGGUGCCGCUGCCCGGCAAGGACGCCCGGGCGUUCCUUUUUCAUAAGUUCCUCGCUGGACAGGGUGGAAAAGAUGGCCGCCGGGGCAGUUCCCUCGUGGCACCGGAUGUGGACUACGGCCUUGUUAGCGAGGCUUCCGAAGGCUACUCGGGAUCAGACAUUAAGGUUGCUUGCAAGGAAGCAGUGAUGCGUUCGCUGCGCCAGGCACUAGAGGCCGCCGAAACCUGCAGUGCCGAGGAGGACCUGAGCGACCACAUCGCGCCAGAACCUGUGUCGACACGCGACAUCUUGGAUGCUGUUGCACAGACCAAGCCGACGGGGAAGUUGCUUGCCAGUCGCUACGAGACUUGGCACCAGGAGUUUGGGUCGUCCCUCUCCUAAUGCUACACUCCACCCCUGCACAGAAACCUGAUGACAGGUGCCGCAGGGAAGAAAAGAAUGUGAUAAGUCUGAGGACAAGAUGAGGUAUUGGCAAAACUUUUUCCAGCACCUUUGGCUGCAAGAUGUUGCCAAAGUUUUGGUAAAACUUUUGGCAACAAGAUGUUUGCUAAUGGUAUUUUAUAUUAUUAAAAGAAAGCUCUCGCAUAGAUGUUUGAAAGGCAAAGGCUAUACUGAUAGAUCAAGACACUUUUCUGAUGUAACAGACGUUUUUGACAAGAUGUUGGAAGGUGUUAUUGAAAGUUUUGGCGACGAGGUGUUUGCCAAAAGUGUACUGUUACAUCAAUAAGGCCUUCACCUAGCUGUUUGAAAUCUGCUUUAUUGACAUAACAGACUCUUUGGCAGUGGGAGGCUGCCAAAGUGUUGGUAAAAGUUUUGGAAGUGAGAUGCUACUCAAAGUGUCUGUUGUAUCAGUAAAGUGUAGCAUUCCCGACAGCUAGAUAAGGGCGAAGCAAGUUCUAGAGUUAACCUGUUGAGCGGUCGUUGGUCAAUCUCGGCCGUCAACGCUCGCAGCUGCGAGUUAUCGUCGAAAGUACAAGUACAAGCUCAUAGCCUCCUAUAUUGCCAUUAUGUUAUCCUCUUCGUGGAGGCUUCUUCAAAGGCCAAUAACUUCUGUGUAUAGUCUUUAUUUCUGAUUGCAUUGUGAAGAAACGAGGAACGGCAGCCGCAUUUAUUGUGACCGGGAAUUUCCUUCAUGGUUAAAGGCGCGAGAAAAACAAGGUCACUGGACCAUCAUCCACGCAUCUCUUGCCAUCAGUCUCCUAACAUUUUUCAAUAAUAUCUGCAAGUUGCUAACAGUUUUGAUCCACCUAGUUACAUCAUGAUGAUUGCGAGAUCUGUCAAGUCGCAAUAGGGUCAGAGCCGAACCGCAUUAACCACAAUCCGACCCAUGUCGGCCGUCGGCUGGCUUCAGUUGGAACGAUUUUCCGGACCGUUGGACAGUCUCUGCAUCCCCGAAUUGCUGUUGAGGACGAUUUACAUCACUAGCACCGAACUGCGGCUAUCUAGGGGCUGAAUUCGUUCUACAGUCAGUUGCAGGUUAAGGAAAGGAGAAGCCCCCCCCCCCCCCCAAAGCUCUCCGUUUGCCACGAUUGGUUGUUUCCUCCUCUCCACUCUCCUCAUCUCUAGCAUUCGCUUUGCUAAAGUGGAAAGGGUGCGAGGCUUUAUGGGAGGAGCCUGUUUUCCUUCUCUUGACCUGCAACAGGCUAUAGGACUGCUAACCCGCAUCUUGCAUUGCAACAACCACCAUCUUGCUUGCAAUGCCGUCACGUUGUGGGAAAAAUUGCUUGGUCCCAAUAGGGCCAUCGGGAGUGAAUAAGAGAACUUCGGGACUCCAGUCUCCCUCUUUUUUUUUCCCUGAGAUUUCUGACCACCCUACCUACCUACCGCCCAUGAAGCCCACAGUCCGACCCAAGCUGGUCAUGCCCAACUUUGUGUAGAAAAAAAGAUACUAACCACAAUAAUUUUCAUAUUGAUUUUAGAACUGCCCAAAUAUAUAUGUAAGUCUCCUAAACCCGUAGCAAAUAAUUGUGAUUAUGCCAUGCAACUCGGAUUAAAGUACUGUCACCCUUUUAUUCUUUUUUUUUCCCUACAUGGUUGAUUAAAAGAAGUCGAGGAAGCUUUUAGGCUUUCUUGAGGCUGACUCGUUCUAGCCAAGUAGAGCCUAGAGGCCUCAUAUCAAUAGACUGCUAUACUUGAGGGCCUUACUUUGAGUCUUUUGUGGCAUUGUUUCAACUUGUAUAUAUUCUUUUAGGAUUACUACUAAAAGCGGUGUUCGUUUUGUGCAGAAAUCUAUUUGUAACUCACAGAUGCCAACUCCUUACAUGAAAAGGAGACUCCCGUCAGCAUUUUGCUUAAGCCACUGAUGUUUGCAGAACAAAGAUUAGUAGUUCACUCCUCUCAAUGCUUGGGUAUUGGUCGAGGUUCCAAAAACCCCGGCGCUAUAAGCGAUCUUGGCCCAAAGCGUUGCUCAUUUCGAAGGCAGCUUUUUAAGUAGUAGAUAAACUUGAUAAAAACCUCUAGCUACGGCUCUCCUUGUGCCAAAGUAUCUUGUGCCAAGCUGUCUUUCACAGCAUGAAAGCACUCUGUACUUUGACCUCCAACUCCAUGACCUAAGCACAAACGAUUUCAUAUACCCUUAAGUAAACAGUUACGCAGAAUUGUGAGCAUCGCGAAAUGCCACGGAAAUAGUGUACUCAACAACAAUAACCAAAUCGCAAUAAAAAUGAUUGUUUACCCACCA